Molecule: messenger RNA, 3444 nt
Organism: Aspergillus terreus NIH2624
Lineage: Eukaryota; Fungi; Ascomycota; Eurotiomycetes; Eurotiales; Aspergillaceae
Gene: tof1
Product: putative DNA repair protein (Tof1)
Exons: 4
Coding region: 1-3444 (1147 amino acids)
Biological process (GO): replication fork arrest; DNA repair; DNA replication checkpoint signaling
Cellular component (GO): replication fork protection complex
Molecular function (GO): DNA binding
Source: RefSeq, a predicted model, not a curated record
AUGGACGAGGAAUUAGCCUUCGGCCAGACGGUUGAAGUGGUGGACCCUGAUGUCCGCGCACAUGUUUACAGUCUUGUUACUGCGCUGGGAGGCUUCAAUGGCGAGGAUGCGGACAAAUACGUCCUCGGAGACGACGCGCUGGCAUGUCUGCGCGAUAUCAGACGGUGGUUGAAAUUAUAUGACGAGAAGUACAAUCGCAUGGACGUUGCGCGAUGUCUAGGAGAGUCGAAUUUGGUCAAUGGUGACCUCUUACCCAUUCUGUCGGCAUGGUGGCAUGGGAAUCAGGGAAGCCGAUAUAUGUCUCGGAUCGCAUUGGCAUGCAAAGUGGAAUUGCUAGUACCCUUGACCUGGCCGCUGGAGGUCCAUGCCGAAAUGCCCGCCAACCACCUUCGCCAUAUACCAUAUCUCCAACAUGUGCAGGUACUGUACAAACGGGGUCUUCUCAGCCGCGGCCACACUCCCCUUCUCCGAGCCAUCAUCCGCAUCGCCCUUCCUAGCAUGGCGGUCUCUCGAUCCGAACGGACGACCCGUGACGAAGGCAUACUCAAGCUGAUGCUCUACUUGCUCCGCAAUAUCGCGAUCAUAUCCACAAAUGCCCGGCUCGCGGCCGAGGGCGACGAAGAGGAGACCUCAAGAUCCGCGACAAUCAAUGCGUUUCAGGAACAAGACGCAUUCGCUCUUCUCCUCACCAUGUGCUCUAACGUGGGCGAUGAUUUCACAAUGCAAGACAUGGUUCUUCUCGAGAUUGUGUUCCACCUCAUCAAGGGUGUUGACGUGGAGAAGCUUUUCAUGAGUGAUGCCCAGCGAAGCGCCAAGCGGACGGACGAGCUGAGUGAGCUGUUGAGCAAAGAGACAUCCUUACGAAGGGAGUACGCCAAAAACGCGCCAACGCGGCAUGGUCGAUUCGGAACAAUGAUCUGGGUGAAACGUGACGAUGCCAAAAUGUCGACCGUUUCAGGUCAGGAUGUGCUAAAGGACAGCCAAGCGACGUUGUACAAGAUGGAUCAGUCGAAGAAAUGGAACAAGCCAAAGCAACGCCAGAAGCAGGAGCUGUCAGUGGUGAAUAACGACUUCGACACACCGGUGCAUCUCAACCCAAUUGCCAGCAAAAACCUAAGGAUGUUUGUGGAGGAAUUCCUGGAUUCUGGGUUCAACCCACUCUUCACCCACGUCCGAAAGGCCAUCGAACGUGAGGCGGAUCGAGUGAUGGACAUCAACUCCCGGCAGUAUUUCUAUGCAGUUGCCUGGUUUCUGGAAGCGGAGCGUACGCGACGGGUGCGCCAACGAGAGAAGCAUUCGCAGAGUGAAAAGGCCGCGAAGGAAUUCGAACCAGACAGCUUUUCCCUCAUCGCGAGUGUCCUGAACCAGGAGACAUUCGUUUUCCUGAACCGAUCUAUGCAAUACAGCUUUGACCAGAAAGACUGGGCCGACCUCAAUGCGGAGAUGCGUUGCUUCACGCAGAUCUUGUUAACGGUCCAGGAAAUGGCAACAUCGCCACUUGAAGAAGACCAAGAGAUUGCGGAGAACAUUCAGAACCGCAUCUUCUAUGAGGAGACGACCCAUGACCGCAUUCUCGCAAUUGUCCGCGGAUACAAGGAUCAGGGAUAUGGAUAUUUGGAUGCAUGCACCGAGCUUUCCCAUGUAUUCCUCAGAAUGUUGGAGCGCUAUUCGAAGGAGAACACCGAUAUGCAGAUCCGAUCUCGACGACGUGCUAAACGAAAGAAGCAGCUCGAGCAGAAGGGCGACGAGAACAACGGAGAGGAGCAGGACUCCGAGGAGGAAGAAAUGCUCGAAGCUGAAAGGGUUUCCAAGGAGCGCAAGUUCGACUUUAGACGCUUUUCCGCCAAGUUCUGCAACCAGAAAUGUGUCGACACAUUUGUCUCCUUUGCCCGGUUCUACCGGGAGCUGAACUCUGACCAGCUGAAACGCCUCCAUCGCUAUUUCUACAGAAUAGCUUUUAAAGAAGAGAUGAGUGUUCUGCUGUUCCGCGUCGACAUCAUCAACCUGUUCUACCGCAUGAUCAAGGGCCCGGGAGGUAUGGAUUCGACCAAGCCCAUCUUCAAGGAGUGGGAAGAGUUUGUCCGACAACUCAUCCGGCGAAUGGUCAAGAAAAUCGACCAGCGCCCUGCGCUGAUCACAGAAAUGCUUUUCAGCAAGAUCAACUCUACGAUGUACUACCUGGAGUUUGGGCACGAGAAACAAACAAUCUCCGUGACCAGGCGGCCCCCUGCCGAACUGGUGGUCAAUCCCAACGACGCGGAGACAACCGAGGACAAGAUCAAAAUCGUCAUCGGGGCUUUGGUCAAGGACGGGAAAAACCGUCUUGUCUCAUGGUUGAGUGGGGUUUUGGACUCAGCAGCAGAUGAACGAGAGGCCUUUGAGAUCCAGGAAGCCGCCGAGCGUGAAGAGAACACGAGAGCGUCGCGGGCUCCUAAUCCCAUGAUUCCCGUCGAACCUUCUGACGACGACUGCAAAAACGAGAUGUUCUCUAACGCCAAGCUCCGUCUUCUGAUGGCCUUGGUCAAGUUCGAACGACUCGGAGUCGAAGACAUCCCCGGAGCGUCGUGGGUUGUUCCUGCACAUCUGAGCUCGGCAGACAUCCGGGAUAUCAAAUCGACAGUUGACAAGUGUCUCGCGGACCCGUUCCAGGGCACCUUUGACCGCGAGCCACAGGCGAUGCUUCAACGCAAGUUCCAGAGAGAGAACAGGGGCAGCUUCGAGCCGACGCAAGAGGUUAGCUUUGGAAAUGAUUCCGAGGGCGAGGAUACCCCUGAGUUCCUCUUCCCACCGAACCCUCGAUCCAAGAGCAACGCCCUGGAGGAGCUCAAGAAGAAGCGCAAGAAGUGCAAAAACGAUGAUGGCGAAAAGGAGCCACUCGAUGAGCAGACCAUCGAAGAACGCCGCCGCGCACGCGAAGAGAAUGCACGAAGUCGUCAGGCCAAAAUCAAGAGUGACUUAUACGUGCACGCUAGCGAUGAAGAGAGCGAUGACGAGGCAGAUGAAGAGUUCUUCCGUCUUGAGGAAAAGAGAAGAAAAGAGCAAUCCGAAAGAAUCAGACAGGCUUUGCUUCUUGGGAAGGUGGAAGAGCUUGCCAACAAGGCUGGUAAGAAGACUCAGCGCAAGCGGCCUAGCGAUCCGCAGAUCGCUGGUGACUCCGAAAGCCAAAAUAAGCGGCUGCGACAGGAUAUACCCGAAGAUGACGAUGAUCUCAUCAUGGGAGGCUCCGAGCCGGAUUCACCUGGAUUGCAGACUGGUGACCACGACUCUGAUGAUGACUUGCGCUUCGAGGAUGACUUGGCUUUCCGACGAAAUCGAGAAAGCUCUGCUGCUUCUGACAGGAAUGGUCCACCUGGGGAGGCGAAAGAGGAUGAGGACACUCCAGUAGCUGCCUCCGGCCGAAGACGAAUGCGCGCUGGGUUCGUCAUUGACAGCGAUUCUGAAUAA